Molecule: messenger RNA, 12033 nt
Organism: Vicugna pacos (alpaca)
Lineage: Eukaryota; Metazoa; Chordata; Mammalia; Artiodactyla; Camelidae
Source: RefSeq, a predicted model, not a curated record
GCGAGCCACAAGCCCGGAGCCCGCGCCCUUGAGCUCAGCACACAGCCUGCCUGCCCCGUCGGCCCUGUUGCACCUUGUGCCGAGGGCACCUCCUUGGGCCUCCUCCCUGUGCCCCGCCCGCUGCCCUCGACUCACCGGCAGCCAUGGUGGCUGGCAUGCUCAUGCCACUGGACCAGCUGAGGGCCAUUUACGAGGUGCUCUUCCGAGAGGGUGUGAUGGUGGCCAAGAAGGACCGGCGGCCCUGCAGCCUGCACCCCCAUGUGCCAGGCGUCACCAACCUGCAGGUCAUGCGUGCCAUGGCCUCCCUGCGGGCACGGGGCCUGGUUCGGGAGACUUUUGCCUGGCGCCACUUUUACUGGUACCUCACCAACGAGGGCAUUGCCCACUUGCGCCAGUACCUGCACCUGCCACCGGAGAUCGUGCCUGCCUCUCUGCAGCGUGUGCGCCGCCCUGUCGCCAUGGUGAUGCCUGCGCGCCGCACGCCCCACAUGCAGGCCAUACAGGGUUCCCUGGGAUGCCCGCCCAAGCGGGGGCCAUUGCCAGCUGAGGACCCUGCCCGUGAGGAGCGGUGGGUCUACCGCCGGAAGGAGCCUGAGGAGAGGGCAUCUGAGUCCCCUGUGGUGCCCGCCACCACCGCAGGGACUCUGGCGAGGCCUGGCCCGGAGCCUGCCCCAGCCACAGAUGAGCGGGACCGCGUGCAGAAGAAAACCUUCACCAAGUGGGUCAACAAACACCUCAUCAAGCACUGGAGGGCAGAGGCCCAGAGGCACAUCAGUGACUUGUACGAAGACCUCCGUGAUGGCCAUAACCUCAUCUCUCUCCUGGAGGUGCUCUCAGGGGACAGCCUGCCAAGAGAGCGGGACGUAAUCAGGAGCUCGCGCCUGCCCCGGGAGAAGGGGAGGAUGCGCUUCCACAAGCUGCAGAACGUUCAGAUCGCCCUGGACUAUCUCCGGCACCGCCAGGUGAAGCUGGUGAACAUCAGGAACGAUGACAUCGCUGAUGGCAACCCCAAGCUGACCCUUGGCCUGAUCUGGACGAUCAUCCUGCACUUCCAGAUCUCAGACAUCCAGGUGAGCGGGCAGUCGGAGGACAUGACGGCCAAGGAAAAGCUGCUGCUGUGGUCCCAGCGCAUGGUGGAGGGCUACCAGGGCCUGCGCUGUGACAACUUCACCUCCAGCUGGCGCGACGGCCGCCUCUUCAACGCCAUCAUCCACCGGCACAAGCCUAUGCUUAUCGACAUGAACAAGGUGUAUCGUCAGACCAACCUGGAGAACCUGGACCAGGCCUUCUCUGUGGCAGAGCGGGAUCUGGGGGUGACCCGGCUCCUGGACCCUGAGGACGUGGACGUCCCUCAGCCUGACGAGAAGUCCAUCAUCACCUACGUCUCGUCCUUGUAUGAUGCCAUGCCCCGUGUGCCUGAUGUGCAGGAUGGGGUGAAGGCCAACGAGCUGCAGCUGCGCUGGCAGGAGUACCGGGAGCUGGUGGUGCUUCUGCUGCAGUGGGUCCGGCAGCACACAGCUGCCUUCGAGGAGCGCCGGUUCCCCUCCAGCUUCGAGGAGAUCGAGAUCUUGUGGUGUCAGUUCCUGAAGUUUAAGGAGACAGAGCUUCCAGCCAAGGAGGCGGAUAAGAACCGGUCCAAGGGUAUCUUCCAGUCCUUGGAGGGGGCAGUACAAGCAGGCCAGCUCAAGGUGCCCCCGGGCUACCACCCACUGGAUGUGGAGAAGGAGUGGGGCAAGCUGCACGUGGCCAUCCUGGAGCGGGAGAAGCAGCUCCGCAGCGAGUUUGAGAGGCUGGAGUGUCUUCAGCGUAUUGUCAGCAAACUGCAGAUGGAGGCUGGGCUGUGCGAGGAGCAGUUGAACCAGGCCGACGCCCUACUGCAGUCGGAUGUCCGGCUGCUGGCUACAGGCAAGGCACCACAGCGAGCGGGCGAGGUGGAGCGGGACCUGGACAAGGCGGAUGGCAUGAUCCGGCUGCUGUUUAACGAUGUGCAGACCCUCAAGGAUGGGCGGCACCCGCAGGGCGAGCAGAUGUAUCGCAGGGUGUACCGUCUGCACGAGCGCCUGGUGGCCAUCCGCACUGAGUAUAACCUGCGUCUGCGGAGCGCACCAAGGCACCCUGAGCUUGAGGACGCCACGCUGCGCUACCUGCAGGAUCUGCUGGCCUGGGUGGGGGAGAACCAGCGCCGGGUGGACAGCGCCGAGUGGGGCGUGGACCUGCCAAGCGUGGAGGCGCAGCUGGGCAGCCACCGCGGCCUGCACCAGUCCAUCGAGGAGUUCCGGGCCAAGAUUGAGCGGGCGCGAACCGACGAGGGCCAGCUCUCCCCGGCUACCCGGGGCGCCUACCGAGACUGCCUAGGUCGGCUGGACCUGCAGUAUGCCAAGCUGCUAAACUCCUCCAAGGCCCGCCUCAGGUCCCUAGAGAGCCUGCAUGGCUUUGUGGCAGCUGCCACCAAGGAGCUGAUGUGGCUGAGCGAGAAGGAGGACGAGGAGGUGGGCUUCGACUGGAGCGAGCGCAGCACCAACACGGCCGCCAAGAAGGACAGCUACUCGGCCCUGAUGCGCGAGCUGGAGCUGAAAGAAAAGAAAAUCAAGGAGAUCCAGAGCACCGGCGACCGCCUUCUUCGGGAAGACCACCCCGCGCGGCCCACAGUGGAGUCCUUCCAGGCAGCCCUGCAGACGCAGUGGAGCUGGAUGCUGCAGCUGUGCUGCUGCGUGGAGGCGCACCUGAAGGAGAACACCGCCUACUUCCAGUUCUUCUCAGACGUGCGGGAGGCUGAAGAGCAGCUGCGGAAGCUGCAGGAGACGCUGCGCAGGAAGUACACCUGCGAUCGCUCCAUCACUGUCACUCGUCUUGAGGACCUGCUGCAGGAUGCCCAGGAUGAGAAGGACCAGCUGAACGAGUACAGGGGGCACCUCUCAGGCCUGGCCAAGCGGGCCAAGGCCAUCGUGCAGCUAAAGCCCCGCAGCCCAGCCCACCCUGUGCGGGGCCGCGUACCGCUGCUGGCUGUGUGCGAUUACAAGCAGGUGGAGGUGACCGUGCACAAGGGUGAUGAGUGCCAGCUGGUGGGCCCUGCACAGCCAUUCCACUGGAAGGUGCUCAGCAGCUCUGGUAGCGAGGCCGCCGUGCCCUCCGUGUGCUUUCUCAUACCCCCACCCAACCAGGAGGCCCAGGAGGCCAUCGCCAGGCUGGAGGCUCAGCACCAGGCCUUGGUUGCAUUGUGGCAUCAGCUGCACACGGACAUGAAGAGCCUUCUAGCCUGGCAGAGCCUCAGCCGCGAUGUGCAGCUCAUCCGCUCCUGGUCCCUGGUCACGUUCCGCACACUGAAGCCAGAGGAACAACGCCAAGCCUUGCGCAGCCUGGAGCUGCACUACCAGGCCUUCCUGCGGGACAGCCAGGACGCUGGUGGCUUCGGGCCCGAGGACCGGCUGCAGGCCGAGCGCGAGUAUGGAUCCUGCAGCCGCCAUUACCAGCAGCUGCUGCAGAGCCUGGAGCAGGGCGAGCAGGAGGAGUCCCGCUGUCAGCGCUGCAUCUCCGAGCUCAAAGACAUCCGGCUCCAGCUGGAGGCCUGUGAGACGCGCACUGUGCACCGCCUGCGCCUGCCGCUGGACAAAGAGCCCGCGCGGGAGUGUGCCCAGCGCAUCGCAGAGCAGCAGAAAGCACAGGCUGAGGUGGAGGGGCUGGGCAAGGGGGUCGCCCGCCUCUCUGCUGAGGCCGAGAAGGUCCUGGCCUUGCCUGAGCCGUCACCCGCUGCCCCAACUCUACGCUCAGAGCUGGAGCUGACCCUGGGCAAGUUGGAGCAGGUCCGCAGCCUGUCUGCCAUUUACCUGGAGAAGCUCAAGACCAUCAGCCUGGUGAUCCGCAGCACACAGGGGGCUGAGGACGUGCUCAAGGCCCACGAAGAGCAGCUCAAGGAGGCCCAGGCUGUGCCUGCCACCCUCCCGGAGCUUGAGGCCACCAAAGCUGCGCUGAAGAAGCUGCGGGCCCAGGCGGAGGCGCAGCAGCCUGUGUUUGAUGCCCUGCGGGACGAGCUGCGGGGGGCACAGGAGGUGGGUGAGCGGCUGCAGCAGCGGCAUGGCGAGCGGGACGUGGAGGUGGAACGCUGGCGUGAGCGGGUCACCCAGCUGCUUGAGCGCUGGCAGGCCGUGCUGGCCCAGACUGACGUGCGGCAGCGCGAGCUUGAGCAGCUGGGCCGCCAGCUGCGCUACUACCGUGAGAGCGCAGACCCGCUGGACUCCUGGCUGCAAGAUGCCAAGCGGCGGCAGGAGCAGAUCCAGGCCGUGCCGUUGGCCAACAGCCAGGUUGUGCGAGAGCAGCUGCGGCAGGAGAAGGCGCUGCUGGAGGAGAUUGAGCGCCACGGGGAGAAGGUGGAGGAGUGCCAGAGGUUCGCAAAGCAGUACAUCAACGCCAUCAAGGACUAUGAGCUCCAGCUGGUCACAUACAAGGCACAACUUGAGCCAGUGGCUUCCCCAGCCAAGAAGCCCAAGGUCCAGUCUGGGUCCGAGAGUGUCAUCCAGGAGUAUGUGGACCUGCGUACCCGUUACAGUGAGCUGACCACACUUACAAGCCAAUACAUCAAGUUCAUCAGUGAAACUCUGCGGCGCAUGGAGGAGGAGGAGAUGCAGACAGUGCAGCAGGAGCAGCUGCUGCAGGAGACGCAGGCCCUACGGCAGAGCUUCCUCUCCGAGAAGGACAGCCUGCUGCAGCGCGAACGCUUCAUUGAGCAAGAGAAGGCCAAGCUGGAGCAGCUCUUCCAGGAGGAGGUGGCCAAGGCGCAGAAGCUACGUGAGGAGCAGCAGCGGCAGCAGCAGCAGAUGGAGCAGGAGAAGCAGCAGCUGGUCGCCAGCAUGGAGGAGGCCCGGCGGCAGCAGCGCGAGGCGGAGGAGGGCGUGCGGCGCAAGCAGGAGGAACUGCAGCGCCUGGAGGAGCAGCGGCAGCAGCAGGAGAAGCUGCUGGCCGAGGAGAACCAGAGGCUGCGUGAGCGGCUGCAGCACCUGGAGGAGGAGCACCGGGCAGCGCUGGCACACUCGGAAGAGGUGCCUGCCUCGCAGGCCACGGCCACAAAGGCCCUGCCCAAUGGCCGAGAUGCACUGGAUGGCCCAGCCACAGAGACAGAGCCCGAGCACGCCUUCGAUGGCCUGCGGCAGAAGGUGCCGGCCCAGCAGCUGCAGGAGGUGGGUAUUCUGAGUGCAGAGGAGCUGCAGCGCCUGGUGCAGGGCCGCACCACUGUGGCUGAGCUCGAGCAGCGGGAGGACGUGCGCUGUUACCUGCAGGGCCGCAGCAGCAUCGCGGGGUUGCUGCUGCAGCCUUCCAACGAGAAGCUGAGUGUCUACGCGGCCCUGCGGAGGCAGCUGCUGAGCCCAGGCACAGCCCUCAUCCUGCUUGAGGCCCAGGCGGCUUCAGGCUUCCUCCUGGACCCUGUGCGGAACAGGCAGCUGACCGUCAACGAGGCCGUGAAGGAGGGCGUCGUGGGCCCUGAGCUGCAUCACAAGUUGCUGUCGGCUGAGCGUGCUGUCACUGGCUACAAGGACCCCUACACUGGGGAGCAGAUCUCCCUGUUCCAGGCCAUGAAGAAGGACCUGAUCGUCAGGGAGCAUGGCAUCCGCCUGCUGGAGGCCCAGAUCGCCACGGGCGGCAUCAUCGACCCGGUGCACAGCCACCGCGUGCCCGUGGACGUGGCCUUCCAGCGUGGUUACUUCGACGAGGAGAUGAGCCGCGUCCUGGAGGACCCCAGCGACGACACCAAGGGCUUCUUCGACCCCAACACGCAUGAGAACCUCACCUACAAGCAGCUGCUGGAGCGCUGCGUGGAGGACCCUGAGACCGGCCUGCGGCUCCUGCCACUCACAGAUCAGGCUGCCAAGGGUGGUGAGCUGGUCUACACUGACUCGGAGGCCCGGGACGUGUUCAAGAAAGCCACUGUGUCUGCACCAUUUGGCAAGUUCCAGGGCAGAACGGUGACCAUCUGGGAGCUCAUCAACUCUGAGUACUUCACGGCGGAGCAGCGGCGGGACCUGCUGCGGCAGUUCCGCACAGGCAAGGUCACGGUGGAGAAGAUCAUCAAGAUCGUUAUCACGGUGGUCGAGGAGCACGAGCAGAGGGGCCAGCUCUGCUUCCAGGGCCUGCGCGCCCUGGUCCCCGCUGCUGAGCUGCUCGAGAGCCGGGUGAUUGACCAUGACCUCUACUGCCAGCUGCAGCAGGGCAAGCGCUCAGUGCAGGAAGUAGCCGAGGUGGAUGCAGUGCGGCGGGCCCUGCGGGGCUCCAGCGUUAUUGCGGGAGUGUGGCUGGAGGAGGCGGGGCAGAAGCUGAGCAUCUACGAGGCCCUGAGGAAAGACCUCCUGCCGGCAGAGGCGGCUGUGGCCCUACUGGAGGCGCAGGCCGGCACUGGGCACAUCGUGGACCCCACCACGAGCGCCCGGCUGACUGUGGCGGAGGCAGUGCGUGCCGGCCUGGUGGGGCCCGAGCUGCACGAGAAGCUGCUGUUGGCUGAGAGGGCCGUGACGGGCUACAAGGACCCGUACUCGGGGCAGAGUGUGUCCCUGUUUCAGGCCCUGAAGAAGGGCCUCAUUCCCAGGGAGCAGGGCCUGCGUCUGCUGGACGCCCAGCUGUCCACUGGUGGCAUCGUGGAUCCCAGCAAGAGCCACCGAGUACCCCUGGAUGUCGCCUAUGCCCGGGGCUACCUGGAUGAGGAGACCCACACAGCCCUUUCCGCACCCGAGGGCGAUGCCAAGACCUACUUCGACCCCAGUGCCCAGGAGACGGUCACCUACGGCCAGCUCCAGCAGCGGUGCCGCCCCGACCAGCUGACGGGGCUGAGCCUGCUGCCACUCUCGGAGGAGGCUGCCAGGGCCCGGCAGCAGGAGCUCUACUCCGAACUCCAGGCCCGUGAGGCCUUCCAGAAGGCCACUGUUGAUGUCCCCGUGGGCAGCUUCCAAGGCAGGACGGUGACAGUGUGGGAGCUCAUCAGCUCUGAGUACUUCUCUGCGGAGCAGCGGCAGGAGCUGCUGCGGCAGUUCCGCACGGGCAAGGUCACCGUGGAGAAGAUCAUCAAGAUCCUCAUCACCAUCGUAGAGGAGGUGGAGACUGUGCGGCGGGAGAGGCUCUCUUUCAGUGGCCUCCGCGCCCCGGUGCUGGCCAGUGAGCUCCUGUCUGCCAGGGUCCUCAGCAGGGACCAGUUUGAGCAGCUCAAGGAUGGCAAAACAUCAGUCAAGGACCUGUCGGAGGUGGACUCCGUGCGGACACUCCUCCAGGGCAGUGGCUGCCUCGCUGGCAUCUACCUGGAGGACUCCAAGGAAAAGGUGACCAUCUAUGAGGCCAUGCGGCGCGGCCUGCUCAGGCCCAGCACGGCCACUCUCCUGCUCGAGGCCCAGGCAGCCACUGGCUUUCUGGUGGACCCUGUGCGGAACCAGCGCUUGUAUGUCCACGAGGCUGUGAAGGCUGGCGUGGUGGGCCCUGAGCUGCAUGAGAAACUGCUGUCAGCUGAGAAGGCUGUGACGGGUUACAAGGACCCCUACACCGGGGAGCAGAUCUCCCUGUUCCAGGCCAUGAAAAAGGGCCUGGUACUCAGGGAGCACGGUAUCCGACUACUAGAGGCCCAGAUCGCUACAGGCGGCAUCAUCGACCCGGUGCACAGCCACCGCCUGCCCGUGGAUGUGGCCUUCCAGCGCGGCUACUUCGAUGAGGAGAUGAGCCGCAUCCUGGAGGACCCCAGCGAUGACACCAAGGGCUUCUAUGACCCCAACACGCACGAGAACCUCACAUACAAGCAGCUGCUGGAGCGCUGCGUAGAGGACCCUGAGACAGGCCUGCGGCUCCUGCCACUGAAAGGGGCGGAGAAGGCAGAGAUAGUGGAGACCACGCGGGUGUACACUGAGGAGGAGACCCGGAGGGCCUUCGAGGAGACACAGAUCGACAUCCCCGGGGGCGGCAGCCACGGGGGCUCCACCAUGUCCCUGUGGGAGGUGAUGCAGUCGGACCUGAUCCCCGAGGAGCAGCGGGCCCAGCUGAUGGCUGACUUCCAGGCCGGCCGCAUGACCAAGGAGCGCAUGAUCAUCAUCAUCAUCGAGAUCAUCGAGAAAACCGAGAUUGUCCGCCAGCAGCACCUGGCUUCCUACGACUACGUCCGCCGCCGCCUCACCGCCGAGGACCUGUAUGAGGCCCGGCUCAUCUCCCGCGAGUCCUACAGCCUGCUCCGGGAGGGCACCAGGAGCCUCCGUGAGGUGCUCGAGGCUGAGUCUGCCUGGCGCUACCUCUACGGCACGGGUUGUGUGGCCGGCGUCUACCUGCCUGGCUCCAGGCAGACCCUGACCGUCUACCAGGCCCUCAAGAAGGGGCUGCUGAGUGCCGAGGUAGCCCGCCUGCUGCUGGAGGCUCAGGCGGCCACAGGCUUCCUCCUGGAUCCAGUGAAGGGCGACCGGCUGACCGUGGAUGAGGCCGUGCGAAAGGGCCUGGUGGGCCCCGAGCUGCACGACCGGCUGCUGUCGGCCGAGCGGGCUGUGACCGGCUACCGUGACCCCUACACAGAGCAAACCAUCUCGCUCUUCCAGGCCAUGAAGAAGGACCUGAUCCCCGCCGAGGAGGCCUUGCGGCUGCUGGAUGCUCAGCUGGCCACCGGCGGCAUCGUGGACCCGCGCCUGGGCUUCCACCUCCCGCUGGAGGUGGCCUACCAGCGCGGCUACCUCAACAAGGACACGUACGACCAGCUGUCGGAGCCCAGCGAGGUGCGCAGCUACCUGGACCCCUCCACGGAUGAGCGCCUCAGCUACACGCAGCUGCUCCGGCGGUGCCGCCGCGAUGAGGGCAGCGGCCUGCUUCUCCUGCCGCUCUCAGACGCCCGCAAGCUGACCUUCCGCGGCCUGCGCAAGCAGAUCACAGUGGAGGAGCUGGUGCGCUCACAUGUCAUGGACGAGGCCACGGCGCUGCGGCUGCAGGAGGGCCUGACCUCCAUCGAGGAGGUCUCCAAGAACCUGCAGAAGUUCCUCGAGGGCACCAGCAGCAUCGCUGGCGUGCUCGUUGACGCCACCAAGGAGCGCCUGUCUGUGUACCAAGCCAUGAAAAAGGGCAUCAUCCGCCCGGGCACAGCCUUCGAGCUCCUGGAGGCGCAGGCAGCCACCGGCUACGUCAUCGACCCCAUCAAGGGGCUCAAGCUGACUGUGGAGGAGGCUGUGCGCAUGGGCAUCGUGGGCCCUGAGUUCAAAGACAAGCUGCUGUCGGCCGAGCGCGCUGUCACUGGCUACAAGGACCCCUACUCCGGGAAGCUCAUCUCACUCUUCCAGGCCAUGAAGAAGGGCCUGAUUCUGAAGGACCAUGGCAUCCGCCUGCUCGAGGCCCAGAUCGCCACAGGUGGAAUCAUUGACCCUGAGGAGAGCCACCGUCUGCCUGUGGACGUGGCUUACCAGCGUGGCCUCUUUGACGAGGAGAUGAAUGAGAUCCUGGCCGACCCCUCAGACGACACCAAGGGCUUCUUUGACCCCAACACAGAGGAGAACCUCACCUAUCUGCAGCUGAUAGAGCGCUGCGUCACCGACCCCCAGACGGGGCUGCGGCUCCUGCCGCUGAAGGAGAAGAAGCGGGAGCGGAAGACGUCUUCCAAGUCCUCGGUGCGCAAGCGGCGUGUGGUCAUCGUGGACCCGGAGACGGGCAAGGAGAUGUCGGUGUACGAGGCCUACCGCAAGGGCCUCAUUGACCACCAGACCUACCUGGAGCUGUCCGAGCAGGAGUGCGAGUGGGAGGAGAUCACCAUCUCCUCCUCGGAUGGCGUGGUCAAGUCGAUGAUCAUCGACCGCCGCUCGGGCCGCCAGUACGACAUCGACGAGGCCAUCGCCAAGAGCCUCAUUGACCGCUCAGCGCUGGACCAGUACCGUGCUGGCACACUCUCUAUCACCGAGUUCGCGGACAUGCUCUCGGGCAAUGCCGGCGGCUUCCGGUCCCGCUCGUCCUCCGUGGGAUCCUCCUCCUCCUACCCCAUCAGCCCCGCCGUCUCCAGGCCCCAGCUGGCCUCCUGGUCUGAUCCCACUGAGGAGACAGGCCCCGUGGCCGGCAUCCUGGACACAGAGACGCUGGAGAAGGUGUCCAUCACGGAGGCCAUGCACCGCAACCUGGUGGACAACAUCACUGGGCAGCGGCUGCUGGAGGCACAGGCCUGCACCGGAGGCAUCAUCGACCCCAGCACCGGCGAGCGCUUCCCCGUCACCGAUGCCGUCAACAAGGGCCUAGUGGACAAGAUCAUGGUGGACCGCAUCAACUUGGCCCAGAAGGCCUUCUGCGGCUUUGAGGACCCGCGCACCAAGACCAAGAUGUCGGCCGCCCAGGCCCUGAAGAAGGGCUGGCUCUACUACGAGGCGGGGCAGCGCUUCCUGGAGGUGCAGUACCUGACGGGCGGCCUCAUCGAGCCUGAUGCGCCGGGCCGCGUGCCCCUGGAGGAGGCCCUGCAGCGCGGCACCGUGGACGCCCGCACCGCCCAGAAGCUGCGCGACGUCAGCGCAUACUCCAAGUACCUCACCUGCCCCAAGACCAAGCUCAAGAUCUCCUACAAGGACGCGCUGGACCGCAGCAUGGUGGAGGAGGGCACGGGCCUGCGGCUGCUGGAGGCCGCCGCCCAGUCCAGCAAGGGCUACUACAGCCCCUACAGCGUCAGUGGCUCUGGCUCCACGGCCGGCUCACGCUCCGGCUCACGCUCUGGCUCCCGGGCCGGCUCCCGCCGCGGCAGCUUCGAUGCCACCGGCUCCGGCUUCUCCAUGACCUUCUCGUCCUCGUCCUACUCCUCCUCGGGCUACGGCCGCCGCUACGCCCCAGGGCCCACGCCCUCCCUGGGGGGCCCCACGUCUGCGGUGGCCUGACCCCUGCCUGUACCCCGCCUCCCGCUUUGCAUGUGGCCAGGCUUCCCGCCCAGGCGCUGGGGUCUUUCUUAAGUGUUUAAAGAUGUCUUCCUCCCAAGCGGUGCCUAGAGUUUAACCAAAAAGACCAGACUAACAUAUUAAUGUAUACCUGCUGUCCCGACAGCCUCUCUCUUGGAUGGGGCCAGUCCAGGUCCAGCCCCACUGACCACCUCACCCCAUACCCUCCAGGUCUCUCUGCUCCUCUUUACCUGCCACUCACCACAGCCAGGUGCCUUGGAGGGUGCAGAGCUGGGUCUCCAGCUCAGCCCUCCCAUUUCCCCAGGGGGCUUCUGUCUGGGCGAGGUUCCCCCAGCCCCAGAGACCAGCCUCCCGACAUCCAGCCACCAGUCCUACCUGCUCCAGGCCUUGCUAGUGGCAGGGCUCUCAGGGCCAGCGUUUUCUCCUGUUUCCAGGACUGACCUGCUCUCUCAGUGGGCCUUGCUGGGGAGAGAAGGAAUCUUGGGUCAGCCAUCUCUUCUGGCCUGCCCAGAGAAGCCCCUUCCCCACGGGAAGGUGAGGGUCCGGUCUGCAGAACCAGCUGACCCGAGCCAGGCACCAGCCUGUUCCCAGCUCCUGUAGGACUUCGGGCUCCAUUCCCAGCCCCCAGCCACCUACACUCUCUCCCCAGACCCCAGGCCUUUGGCUUUAGCCUUCCAGCCUCAGCCCCCUAGUAAGUGCCUUCUGUGUCCCCCUUGGCACCCAGGCCCCAAGGACCCAGACCUGGGGUGGGAGACAGACCCUCCUGGUGAAAGCUCACUGCUGUCCCCGCCCCUGGGCGUCUGGGCUGGGUGUAGCGGGGCUUCUGCAGGCCUUUUCUCCCCCGUGGGCCUGUGUCCCCUGGAGCCUGUGGACCCCCACCCUGGAGUGCUGCCUGUCUCUCCCAGAACUCCUCCUCCCCUUUGCUGGGCCCAGGGCUGCCGCCUGGGCCGUCUGUGCUGACCAGGGCAGCCGAGCCCGGGGCUGCUCCUCCUGCCCCACCCAGCCCCUGGCCCUGGUGGUGUCCACCCGCCCCUACCUCUGACUGAGCUUUGCAUGUCCCACUAACCCCGGCAGGUGGUGGUGGAGGUGCCAGGCUUCCGUCUGCCUCUGUGAGGGCAGAACACUAACCUGACCAUGGUGGGCCUGCGGCGCCCACCCCAAUAAAAGCAAUUCCAACCUC